UAUGCACCUAAAAGGAAUAUAGAUGGCGUCAACCUAAUCAGGUACAAAAUGCCUGAACUACAAAUCAACAAAGGAGGAGAAUUGGACCUGAAUAGAUCACUUCAUUACAUCGAGAAAGAUGUGAUGCCAUUUAUGAGGCAAGUAGAUGAGAUGGACUUUACACUUUGCGAGGUUCUUUUAAGUAGCAGCAACCUUUUGGACAGGCUAAGAGACGGAAAGUUUGAUCUGUUAUUCUUUGACUUUGGCAACGUUGGCUCAGGUCCAAUUAUAAAUGAAUACCUUGGCAUUCCAUCCAUUUCGUAUUCUAAUUAUGGGUUUAUGGAAACUUGGACUAUAUUCAAACAAUCGACGUUUUAUUCUUUUACGCCAGGUGUUUUCAGCCCCUUUUCAGAUAAUAUGACAUUUUGGGAAAGAGUGCAAAAUACAGACAUGCUUCUGGAUAUGGAAAAAUGGGCCGGCGGUAGAAUAGAUCAUAUUGAAAAAAUGAAGGCCAAGUACCUUCCAAACAACAACUGGCCACAUGCUAAGCACUCAUAUGAACGAGUGUCUCUAAUGAUUGCCGCCAACGUGAAUUUUGCGUUUGACUACCCGAGACCUGUCAUGCCGCACGUGAUACCAAUUUCUGGACUUCUUUGGACACCGCCUAAGCCGUUAUCAAAAAACUUUGAGAAUAUUGUAUCUGCUGCCACUAAUGGAGUUAUUGUUAUGAGUUUUGGCACAGUUGUGCCGACGUUCAGUAUUGAAAAGGCAGAGAUUUUUGCCAAAGUGUUUUCCAAACUCUCACAGACUGUUAUCUGGCGUUACCAAGGUGUUCCUCCUAAGUCUCUGGGAAGUAACACACACCUGGUAGAAUGGCUGCCACAGAAUGAUCUUCUUGCCCAUCCUAACACCAAACUGUUCAUCACCCACUGUGGAGUAAGCAGCACUUGGGAGACGCUGUACCAUGCAGUUCCCGUGGUUGCAAUUCCACUUCUUUGGGAUCAACAUGUCCACGCAAGGAAAUUGAAGGGGCGCGCAAAAAUGGGUGAAAUUAUACACUUUGGCACCCUGAACGAACAAAUUUAGAAAGCGCUAUUCUCAAGGUCCUAAGUGAUAAAUCGU
Lingula anatina is the source of this 1101-nucleotide messenger RNA. Its product is annotated as UDP-glucuronosyltransferase 2B20-like. The record is from RefSeq and is a predicted model, not a curated record. NCBI's taxonomy places the organism in Eukaryota, Metazoa, Brachiopoda, Lingulata, Lingulida, Lingulidae.